GCAAAAUUUAUUAAUACAUCGUAUAAUCACAAUUUCCCCAUUAGAAAUUUUCAGCUAAAAUAAAUCUUAUGAAACCAGUUAAUGUAUAUGUUCUUUUAAAGUACAUGUGAUUCAAAAGUGCAUGUGAGGUUAGCCAAUUUACAUCACAUGUAGCAUUAGUAAGUACAGAAAUGGGUCGCAAACGUCUUCCUUCUUAUCUAAGCGUGUGAAAAGGAUGUGUCGGUCAAAUUGAUUUGAAUCAUCCCGAACUAUUAAACAUAAAUCGGAUAUUGAAUCAGACUAGAUAUACCACAACAUGAUGAGAAUCUCGUAUAUAUAAAGACAAGCGCCAUGGCGCUCGAACCCGUAUACAGAGACGUAAUCCCGAUGCUUAACCACAGUACCCAUGGUCCUGAACUGUUGGCUCAACUCAACGCUGAAGAGAGUGUUAAUCGUCUGCCACUUCUCUUGGUUCUAUCCAUUUUGUCCUUCGUUGGAAUCAUCACCAAUGCCCAUGUACUGUUCGUAUUUGGGACAAAAUUUAAGCGGUCAACAUACCGUGUUUUCGUUCUGGCUCUUGGUUGCAUUGACAUGCUUGGCUGCACUAUAUCUAUACCGUUUCAGAUCAUCGACGAAACACACCCUUACACUUUUGAUGCCCCAGUUGCCUGCAAAAUUUUCAGAUUCUUCGACACCAAUUUGGCCAUUGCAGCUGCAUUGAUGCUUGUGGUAAUUGCAUCCGAAAGAUUUCGAAAAAUUUGUCGCCCGAGUGGAAAUCAAGUUACGGAAAAAAGAGCCAUUCGUUCCAUCAUUGUAGUGAUCAUUGGAUCGUCCGUUGCUACUUCCCCAGCCCUGUUGAUUUACGGUAAACAUACAGUGAGGAUAGAGUCGAAGAACAUAAACGGCUCAGAGUGCUCCUGGUCCGACGAUGUUUCUGACUCCUAUUACGGUUAUGUGUACUACGCUUUGGAACUUUUAAUCGUAGUUUCUUGUAUGGUAUGUUUAACUGUUCUCUACUCAUUUGUUGGCAAGGCUUUAAGGACACAUACUCACCGCAUGAAAUCUACCAAGCUUGCUAAAUUUUAUGUCAGAAAAUCUACCAAAUCCUCUACAAGAGUUCAGGAAUCCUCGGAUUCCAAACCUGACCAGGAAUCCGAUGCGAGAGUGUCUAUAGAAUCACUGCACACAGACAUGGAUUCAGGAGUGGAUUCACCCGUUCCUGUGUCUAGCGAUUCUACAGAGGAAUCUGUUGACUUGGAAAGUCAGUUCAAAGAUUCAAAUAAAAGUGUCGAUUUGAGUGACAAAGAAAAAGAGAGUGUGCUUACAAACGACGACAAUAGUGGCUAUCAAGAUAAAGACAAUUACAAUGAAUUUUCAAGUACUUGUCAAUUAUGUGAGGGCGAUGACUCCUCUCGAAAGCUGUCAUCGAUCAGACGCAUCUACAGGAAAGUAGUUAGUGUACCGGUAACUCUGAGGGGGGUAUUAUUGAACAGAAGUGGUAUUUCCGAAGGAACGAGUGCUAUCCCCGACAUCAUUGUCACAGAUUGCAUAAAUAACACGACGCAGAUUAUAUUUAAAGGACAUGGGUCAAACAAAACUUCCAGUGAUGGGAAAAGCAAAUCAUUCCAAAACAAAAUAACCGAUAAACAUUCACCUUGUGAAAAACAUAGAGAGCAAUCGACUUAUUCAAGUCACAAAAAGACAAAAAAGCCACGAAAAAAUCUCAAUUUUUUUUGCAGGAAAAAGAAAGCAAAAAAUACUGAAAGUCUCCGCGAACGCCGGAUCACCAAACUUUUGUUUUUUAUAACAUUGACCUUUAUUGUGACCUAUUAUCCGUACAUUAUUGUGUUAGUGAUAUACUCCAUACUACCGGAAUUCAAGGAAAACCUCUCUGACGUCGGUCGCGUUUUCUAUCUGAUGGCCAUAAGACUUUAUCUCAUUAAUAACGUCAUGAACGCUUUCUUUUACGGAUUCUUCGACCUGGAGAUGGGAAGAAAAGUAGCAGUGGUUACGGGAGCUAAUAGGGGACUUGGUCUAGAACUUGUGAAACAGCUCUGCACGGCUUUCGAUGGUGACGUCAUUCUCACGUCACGAAUGUCUAAUAAAGGCCUUGCAGCCUUGGACAAACUGAAAGUAGAAGGAUUUCGACCCAAAUUUCACGAAUUAGAUAUUACCCAGGCUGCCAGCAUACGGAUGUUUGAAGAUUUCAUCAAGUCGGAAUAUGGUGGCAUUGACAUUCUCAUUAACAAUGCCGCUAUCAGCUACAAGAAAGAUGAAGUAGUUCCCAUAUUCCGUCAAGCACAAUUGUCUAUUGAGACCGAUUUCAAAGGAACCGUCAACGUUUGCAGGAUACUACUUCCACACAUGCGCCCUCAUGGUCGUAUGAUUAUUCUCACAAACGGGUACAUAGGCCAAAGGAAGGAACUCGGGGAGAAACUGCGAAAGGAACUUGACAUCGAAAAAGCUAGUAUCUACAAGUUGAUCACUCUUUUAGAUGAAUAUAUGAAAGCCGUCAAAUACGGAAACCAUAAAAGUUAUGGAUGGCCAGAUUCACCCAGUUUGACCGCUAAGAUAUUUCUAUCAGCAUUAGCUCGUGUUUUAACAAGGGAAACUGCGGGUGAUGUACGAAAAAACAUCCUCAUUAACGCGUGUUGUCCGGGAUGGAUGUUGUCACAAGGGAGUGAAAUCUACGUUAGCGAAGAUGGAACCUGCCAAGGUAUCAAACGUAGAUCUCUGGAGGAGGCAGCCAAAGAUGUCGUCUGGUUGGCGACACUUCCCGCGGGAACGAAUUCACCCAAUGGCCAACUAGUUCGGUUCAGAGAGGUCAUCCCUUUCGAAUGACCAAUUCAAUAAUAACAAAUGUAGAUUAAUCAAAUCUUAGAUCUUCAUGAUUAUUAAACGAUAUAAAUGUACAAUGUACUAGUAACUUCAAACAUUUUGAGACUGUAUAAACAUCAUGAUCAAGACAACAGUAUGUGAUUUGACAUAAGAUGAUUAUGAAGUGCUAUUUGUACUUGGAAUGACAAAAUUGGUGGUAAAUGAUGUAUCACGGAAAGCAGAAAAAAACAGAAUACACACAAAAGUAUGGACUGGAGUCAAGUGGCAGGGCAUACGAAAAUCUAGUUUGUAGGACGCAGACAAUGAUAACUGUUUCGGUUGGUGAACAUAGAAACAACCAACAACCCCCCCCCCCCCCCCAAAAAAAAAAAACCACUGCUAUAUACUCAAUAAACCUAUUAGUUUUCCCAAAA
This is a messenger RNA of Ostrea edulis (European flat oyster), 3230 nucleotides long. RefSeq lists its product as uncharacterized. Gene Ontology annotation, molecular function: G protein-coupled receptor activity; oxidoreductase activity. Gene Ontology annotation, biological process: G protein-coupled receptor signaling pathway. The record is from RefSeq and is a predicted model, not a curated record. Lineage: Eukaryota; Metazoa; Mollusca; Bivalvia; Ostreida; Ostreidae. Gene Ontology annotation, cellular component: membrane. Bases 331 to 2820 code for a protein of 829 amino acids. The transcript has 2 exons.